CUAUUUAUCAAGCAGAGAAAAAUGUCUGGCAGAGGAAAGGGAGGUAAGGGGCUCGGGAAAGGAGGCGCAAAGCGUCACCGCAAAGUUCUCCGUGAUAACAUCCAGGGCAUCACCAAGCCCGCCAUCCGCCGUCUGGCUCGCCGCGGUGGAGUCAAGCGUAUCUCCGGUCUCAUCUAUGAGGAGACCCGCGGGGUCCUCAAGGUUUUCUUGGAGAACGUCAUCCGCGACGCCGUCACCUACACCGAGCAUGCCAAGAGGAAGACCGUCACUGCCAUGGACGUGGUGUACGCGCUCAAGAGGCAGGGCCGCACUCUCUACGGCUUCGGAGGCUAAACUGGACCGACACCGCUCAACAACACAAAGGCUCUUUUAAGAGCCGCCCACUCCCGUUUUCAGAGCUGUUCUCCUUUGUUUCUAUCACAUACAACAUCAGUCAUUUUCUAUCUAUAUAUCUAUCACAAUUAUGCACAACUUAAGCCAUAUAAGUAAAUAGGUAUACACGACACUGAGUAUUUAAUGGUUGCAGAUCAAUUGUUUAUCUUCGAAAUUGGUGUGACAUGAAAAUAAGGUUUAUUAACAUAAUGUAAUCUGUGUAAUUGCACUGUACUUUGUAUCAUGUUCUUUGUACUUAAACGAAGAAACUUAAACUCGGUAAACCGCUGAAACAAAGAACAUGGAUUACAGAGUUGUACUGAAACAUGCGUCAGCUAUAUGCUUGGACUCUACAGCUCAAGUGAGCAUUUUCAAGAAAUAGACGGAGCCACUGCAUAAUUCAAGUAAAAGAGAAAUGAUU
Myripristis murdjan (pinecone soldierfish) is the source of this 793-nucleotide messenger RNA. Its product is annotated as histone H4. The record is from RefSeq and is a predicted model, not a curated record. Gene Ontology annotation, molecular function: structural constituent of chromatin; DNA binding; protein heterodimerization activity. The transcript has a single exon. Bases 22 to 333 code for a protein of 103 amino acids. Gene Ontology annotation, cellular component: nucleosome. Lineage: Eukaryota; Metazoa; Chordata; Actinopteri; Holocentriformes; Holocentridae.